Messenger RNA from Papilio polytes (common Mormon), 674 nucleotides. RefSeq names its product translation initiation factor IF-2-like. Bases 152 to 613 code for a protein of 153 amino acids. The transcript has 3 exons. The record is from RefSeq and is a predicted model, not a curated record. NCBI's taxonomy places the organism in Eukaryota, Metazoa, Arthropoda, Insecta, Lepidoptera, Papilionidae.
AUUGUUUGUGUGACAUCUCGCACAGUGCCUUUGUUGUAAAGUACUCUGUGCAUGAAUGUUUAGCAAUGUAACGUCAAAGGUUGUCAUCUUUAAAAAAUUGAAAUUUUACGCUUGUGGAUUAAUCUAAAUUUUAUCGUGUUGAUCCCACAAAAUGGUCAUUAAGAAAAAAAAAGAACACAGCGGCGAGCCAGGCGACGUGAUCGACCUGGGCGGGCCGCGACGGCGGCGACUGCGCGCUCCCUACACGCCUAACGCGAGACUGUAUCCGGGUCUACGGGAUUCGAAGAAGAAACCUAAAGGAAGCGAUACAAAGAUCCGCCGUAAAAAGAAGAUGAGGCCGGCGAGCCAGUUGGUGCCGAACCCUCGGCUGUACCAAGCGAGGCCCCGGCGGCAGGUGGCCCCGCCGCCGCCGGCGUGGCCUGCUGUGUCGUGGACACCGCGCGCGCCCACCGCCUGUCUCGAGACCGCCUCGGGCGCCGCGCUGCGCCUUGUGGAGCGGCGCGCCGAGCUUCCGGCGCCGACGUGCUGCGCCCCCGUCGCGCACCGGCCCGCUCGCCCGCGCCCGCGCCCACGCCGCGCACGUAGGAGGGCGCAGCGUCCUAACCUUACCUAACUUGCAUCUACCACUGAUAUUGUGCCCACAAAUGUUGUAUUAAAUGACUAACGACAAACUA